CAUAAGAUGAUCUAUGUUAAAAAAAAUGUAUGGUUGUGCAGGCUAGGACUCCAGUCCUGUGUAUUGUGGAGUAAUGUCACCUUGGGGCCCUCUGACCCUGCUCCCGAAUUCUUUCUUGUAUGUCCCUUUGGACAAAAGGAAAUAGCUAACUUUCUCAUCAUAAUAGUUUAAAGAUACUUUAUGGGAAUCUGUUUCAUGUUUUCCUCUGUUAAGUUUGUGGAACCUUAAUAUUGUAGAGUGACAAUCCACUGGGAGUUCCUUGUGCACCAGCAGAGGGCGAUCAGCACCAACAGGGAAAUGGUAACUGUGGUUUCCGAACAGUAAACCAUGAGGAGUGCUAACAGGACACAACUGGAGGCUGCUAAUUUUCCCAGUCAGGGGGCAGCUCUGCUUUCCUUAGUGCAUCUAGAAGCCUGUGGUGGGGAGAUGAUCAGGGAAAGAAGAAAAAGGGUGGGUCUCAGUGGUCCUGAUACCACCCAGAUGGCACUCAGGUCCAUCCAUUCAGCGUUUACAGUGAGCAACACUGUACAAUAAAUCAAUCCGACUCCUGCCUUGUUAACCUGACCAAGAUAUGUGGUUGGAAGAAGUCUGUCAGUCCAAAGAAAACAGGUUCUAUUCGUGAUAUCUCAUAAAGGUGACUGAUGGGUGUGUGAGUGUGUGUGAGGACAAGGCACUAAACAGGAACUGUAUAACAUGACAUUUAUGUUUUCUAUUUCAGGCCGAUGGCUGUAAUUUAUCGGACCUUUCCUUGUGCUCAGGUCUGACUUUGGGCACUUUGUGUAAUUAAACAUGGGCAAGAUGCUGUUGAGGAGUGGUUGCAGGGUUGCCGACUUCGGUCAGCUGGCUGGAGUGAGAUUUUCAAUUUGAGACAACUCCUGAACUCCGCACACUGAUUUACGUGUAUGUAAUAGUUUUAUUACCCUGUAAAUAAUCUGUAGGGUUUGCAAACUGCCCCAAUGUUUUUGAUGUAGUUAAUUUUAGGUUUAUGAUGGAAUAAUAUAGAUUUGCCGUAAGAUUUCUUGCAUGAACGUGAGAGUCUGAAAGCGUGACCGUCACGGCAGAUGCGCGAGAGUUGGCAACCCUGUGGUUGGAAAAUGGAUAAAUGGUUUUUUAAUCAUCAGAAAAGGGGUGAAAGUUAUCUUUUCUAUAUAGAAUUAAGGAAAAUGUGCAAUGCCAAUAAUCGUAUGUCUAUUCAUCGAAGGCUUGAUCAAUGAGCGGACAGGCCUACGUAGCAGCGAUAUAUUGAUCAUUAACGCAUAGGUAUUUUGAAUCGCUGAGAGUGAAUUGUCCCAGUUGGCGAGCCAUAGCACAGAGGGAAUGUCCCGGAUGCAAACAGGAGGGCAGUUUCAAAGCUUGAUAAUGGAGCUGGGAAGAACAGGGAGUGUGGAAGUCUGUUGAGAUGGAGGUCAUGCAGCGCCGGCCGCGGGUGCAGGACCUGCUGGGGGCGCUGUCUCCGGGGGUGCGGCAGCUGGAGGGGAAGACUUUUUACCUGGAUGCUGUGCGAAGCCGCUCCUCUGCCCUGCUUGCUGAGGCUAUAGCCCGUCUUGGAGGGAAAGUGGAAAGCUUCCUUAAUAAGGAUGUGACCUUUGUGGUCUCGGGGAGUCGGGACAACUGGCAGGGUUGGCAGUCUGUCCAGGAAGGGGAGGGCCCUAAGAAGGUUGCAGUGGACAGCCCCCCAGUUUCCUCCCGUCACCGGCAAGCUCAGGGCGGCUGCAGUGGCACCAGUCAGCGCACUGCUACUCCCAGACCUCAACACCAUACCAUGCUGGCUGUGCAGGCGUACAGAAGCCGUGGAAGGGCCCUACUGGAGAGGGCCAUCCGUAGCAAUGAACGCUGUUCGGGGACCAGUGUCCUGGCCAACGCUAGCUCCUGGGGCAUCAAAAUUCUCCAUGUGGACGAGUUCCUGCCAUACUUGAACCAACUUACGGAGGAAAGUUCCCAGGCCAGAAGCAGGGAACUGCAGAAAACAGGGAAAUCUUCGCCAUGGGUUGUCAAAGCCGGAACCCUGAAGUCUCCCUACAUUAAGAUUGAGGAUUCCAGCAGGAAAUAUAGACCUCUUCACACGCAGUCAGCAGUCUUCCCCAUGCUGGACUUUGCUGGCAAGUUUAGUCCGUUUGAGCCACCCGCCCCUAUGCCUCCUCCAAAGAUGAAGAACCAGGAGGACGAUCAACACAGCAAAGCAAAGAAAAGGAAUGUGGAUGCUGGAAGCAGCCGGGAUGCAGUAGGACGGCACCUCCCGCUGACUCUGACUCCUUCGCCCCCCCGGGUGCGCAGGAAAACCCUGGGAUUCUGCGAAUGCUGCCAGCUCUCUUUCAAGGAAGAGGCAGAGCACCUGCAGUCAGACCAGCACCGCCAGUUUGCCCGAGAUGAGUCCCACUAUGCCGUGGUGGACAGGCUGGUCUCCCUCAUGCAGCCAAACUUUUCUGAGAUCAUGGUCCACGGCCACAUGCUGAUACGGUCUCCUCCUCGAUUUCUCCACGCACAUCCAGGCCUGGACCUAGAGCCCCAGGUGAACAGUGACGCAGAUCUGGCCUUGCAGGCCCUGCUGUCGCCGCUCCAGCCAAACGGCAGCCCAGCUGCCCAGGAAAUGGAAGAUUCGAGGUCCACCUCCACCACGACGAGCGCUGCCCCUUCCGUCUCACCAAAGGAGGAAGCGCUGAAGUCAGUGCUAGCGGAUUUCACUGCCUGCAUCACAGCACCUAGCACUGUGCCCCCUCCUCAGCAGUCCUGUAACCCCCAGACCAGGACUGCAUGUGGGACCAGAGGUGGUGAAGCAGCAUCAGGGCCCAUGGAGCUUCCAGAGGACGGGGCAAAGUGUAGCUCAGUGCCCAGCCCCGGGCCCUUGAUGCCCCGAAAUGGCAGAAAACGUGGCAGGUCAUACAGUCAGAGUCCCAGGGUGAGCAAGAAGCGGAGGACCACAGCGUCAGUGGCCUUCAGCGGCUGUGCUGCCGUCCCGGCAGUCCUGCACGGGGAGCCUUACCUGAGACCCCCCCUCAACGUGCGGGUGACUCCGCCCCCUGCCAGCUCCCAGGGUCUCACCACGCCACCUCCUGGAGAAGCUUGUGGCUCAGAUCAGCUUGUGUACGCCGUGGUGAGACCGGAUACGCGUCUUGCUGCAGGUGACAUUCCAUGUACGUCUACUGAAGAUGACCUUCUCCUUGGUGCACGCCGGGCCCCCGCAGAAGGUCUUUGUAAUGAGAUGCUGCUACCUGUAACACCCUCUGCCUCCGGGGGGCAGCUGGGUUUGGUGUCAUCUGGCUUGGCGCUCGGUAAACAAUCUGAUCCACCGCUGACCCCUUUGGGCUCAACUCAUAAGGCGACUUUACCCGUCAACGGUACCUCAGCGGCCGCUCUGCACCUGGCUGUCCCACCCCAGCCCUCCCCGCCACCUUUUCCGUUGGUACCCCUCCUGGAGGACAGUCCAGAUUCCAGCCCUGCCCCUCUGUCCCACUCAUUCUCCUCCGUCCACAUUGAAGCCUCCCUGCUCCCAGACCCCUCGACCUGCUCCCCGUCCUCCUCUGUGGCGUCAGACUGGGACUGCAACCUGCUCUCCUGGAUGUCCCGACCCACUGCGAGAGGAGGCUGCGUUCUGGACCUGGAGUUUCUACAGAGGCCCUGCAUGACCGUGCGGGAUGUGGGAUACGAGUCGCGGCUCUGCUCUGUGCUGCACCCCCCAACCCCACCUCGGUCCCUCUGUGAGGACGACACAGACCCCGCCGUGCCCUUCAGGACUUUCGAGCUCUCUGCAGAAACCCCUGUCACUCAAUGACAGCAUUCAGCAUCAACAAUGAACCUCAAGAGUUUGGAAUAGGGAUGGAGUUUUCUGUGAUGUAGCCUGUCGCUGGUGUGUAUUUGUUACGCCGCAGUGUUAAGCUGCACCACCUGUGUCGGGCGGCUUUGACAUUAACUGGCAGCUGGACGUCUGUUAUGCAUUAACCCCAUCAGAGUAUUAAUGUCAGUGGCAGCCGACUGCAGUGACUCUCAAGCUUUAUGUCAGCUAGCCUACCUGGCACCUUUUAGUGUUAACAGUGUUUCUGUACUAUACUCAGUAGAAUAAUAUCUGAGGGUUACUGGGAAGCUCGGUCCAUUAGUCUAAGUCUUACAGCUGGGCAGAGUUCAGUGAACCCCCCCUUCCAUAUUGAUUUUGUAAUAUUUUUUAUAUGAGAGAGGUGUCUAUACUCAGAGACCCAUGUGAAUGUAGAUAAGUCAGCAUCUUUUCUUUUCCGUGAAGUUAAAAGGAUGAUCCGUCUCCCUUUCUGAAUGAAGGUUCUCUCAGUUCUGGCACCAGAAUUCCUCGCUCACUUUCAGCCCGGCACCAGCUUGUCCGGGCAGCAUCCGCGAUCCGUGUUGUCAUGAAACGAUGCUUCCCAGAACUCGCUAUCUACAGGUUCUAUAUGAAGCUACUGUAUUUUGACCCACCAGGCCCUUGGUCGGGGGGGGGGGGCAUCGUGGCUGGAGAGCUGGUGACUGCUUCAUUUAGGUCCAGCCCCCCAGGUACAGGGUCCCCUCAGGGUGGAGGGGGUCAUGUUCAUGUUGAGAAUGUCAACAAGCUGCAGUAUUACAGAAGAACUGUUUGGAAUGUCUGUUUUGGUUUUACUGAUCUUAUGAAAUAAACCUGAAAUAAAAAGUGAUCUUCAGGCA
Messenger RNA from Paramormyrops kingsleyae, 4641 nucleotides. RefSeq names its product DBF4B-CDC7 kinase regulatory subunit (gene dbf4b). Gene Ontology annotation, molecular function: zinc ion binding; protein serine/threonine kinase activator activity; nucleic acid binding. Gene Ontology annotation, cellular component: Dbf4-dependent protein kinase complex. The record is from RefSeq and is a predicted model, not a curated record. Gene Ontology annotation, biological process: regulation of cell cycle phase transition; positive regulation of nuclear cell cycle DNA replication. Lineage: Eukaryota; Metazoa; Chordata; Actinopteri; Osteoglossiformes; Mormyridae.